UUAUCUCUGUUCAAUCACUGCAAUCUCUCACUCUCUAAAACUCAUGGGGAAGAUCAAGAUCGGAAUCAACGGAUUUGGAAGGAUUGGGCGUUUGGUGGCUAGGGUUGUUCUUCAGAGAGACGAUGUUGAACUCGUCGCUGUUAACGAUCCAUUCAUCACCACCGACUACAUGACCUACAUGUUCAAGUAUGAUACAGUUCACGGUCAGUGGAAGCAUCAUGAACUCAAGGUCAAGGACUCGAAGACCCUUCUCUUUGGCGAGAAGCCCGUCACUGUCUUUGGUGUCAGGAACCCGGAGGAGAUCCCUUGGGCCGAGACUGGAGCUGAGUUCAUUGUGGAGUCCACUGGAGUUUUCACUGACAAGGAUAAGGCUGCUGCUCACUUGAAGGGAGGUGCAAAGAAGGUCAUCAUCUCAGCCCCUAGCAAGGAUGCUCCCAUGUUUGUUGUUGGUGUCAAUGAGAAGGAAUACAAGCCUGAGUUUAACAUCAUUUCCAACGCUAGCUGCACCACCAACUGCCUUGCUCCCCUUGCAAAGGUUAUUAAUGAUAGAUUUGGCAUUGUUGAGGGUCUAAUGACCACUGUUCACUCCAUCACUGCUACUCAGAAAACUGUUGAUGGGCCAUCUAGCAAGGACUGGAGAGGUGGAAGAGCUGCUUCAUUCAACAUCAUUCCUAGCAGUACAGGAGCUGCUAAGGCUGUUGGUAAAGUGUUGCCCGCUCUGAAUGGGAAAUUGACUGGAAUGGCUUUCCGUGUUCCUACUGUCGAUGUCUCUGUGGUUGACCUUACUGUGAGGCUGGAGAAGGCAGCUACUUAUGAUGAAAUUAAAGCUGCCAUCAAGGAGGAGUCUGAGGGGAAAUUGAAAGGAAUCCUGGGUUACACAGAUGAGGAUGUGGUCUCCACCGACUUUAUUGGUGACACCAGGUCAAGUAUUUUUGAUGCAAAGGCUGGAAUUGCUUUGAAUGAUCGCUUUGUUAAGCUUGUUUCGUGGUAUGACAACGAGUGGGGUUACAGCACACGUGUGGUUGACUUGAUUGUUCAUGUUGCAAAAUGUUCCAAGUGAGAUGGCAAGACUUGCGAAUAUGAACUGUGUGCUUAGUGUUUCCUGCGUAGCGGCUACUUACUCACUGUUGUGUCCAUGACGGCGAGAGAAUAAAACGGGUUUUCCAUAAGUAUUUGGUGUUUCACCAAAGGCUUAUCUCUAGAUUUUGUAGGUUCAAUGUAAUGGAGUUUUUGAGUUUUUCUCUUUGGAGUAACUUGUGUUUGUUAUAUUACAGUGUUUUGCUUUAUUACACUAUCAAGUAAGAUUCGUAUGAAGCUUUGCCGCUCUCUUUUUUCGUUCA
Molecule: messenger RNA, 1340 nt
Organism: Alnus glutinosa
Lineage: Eukaryota; Viridiplantae; Streptophyta; Magnoliopsida; Fagales; Betulaceae
Product: glyceraldehyde-3-phosphate dehydrogenase, cytosolic
Exons: 13
Coding region: 44-1060 (338 amino acids)
Biological process (GO): glucose metabolic process
Molecular function (GO): oxidoreductase activity, acting on the aldehyde or oxo group of donors, NAD or NADP as acceptor; NAD binding; NADP binding
Source: RefSeq, a predicted model, not a curated record